Cydia strobilella is the source of this 1708-nucleotide messenger RNA. RefSeq names its product ubiquitin-conjugating enzyme E2 L3 (gene Ubc10). The coding region runs from base 200 to 664 and encodes 154 amino acids. The record is from RefSeq and is a predicted model, not a curated record. Lineage: Eukaryota; Metazoa; Arthropoda; Insecta; Lepidoptera; Tortricidae. The transcript has 4 exons.
AGUUUGUAAUGGUGGAAGUGGAAGUGGUAGGCAGAAUUUUCGUUUCGGGGCAUUGACGUCGUUAUUCUAGUUAUUUUAUGAAACUUGAGUAGUGUCGCUUAAUUAUGGUAUUCAUGCGGUUAACCAAAUAAGGGAUAAUAUUGUUUCUGGAAAAGCGUAUACUCGUAUAAUCGCGACGUGAUAUUUGACAGAUAGUACAAUGGCUGCAACCAGGAGACUUCAAAAGGAAUUAAAUGAUAUAAGACAAUCGGGAUUAAAAUCGUUCAGGGACAUCCAGGUAGAUGAAUCAAAUAUCCUGACAUGGCAAGGAUUAAUUGUACCAGAUAACCCACCUUACAACAAAGGUGCUUUCCGGAUUGAGAUUAACUUCCCUGCUGAAUACCCGUUCAAGCCACCCAAGAUUAGCUUCAAGACAAAAAUCUACCACCCCAACAUAGAUGAGAAAGGCCAGGUCUGUCUGCCAAUCAUCAGCGCUGAAAACUGGAAGCCAGCCACCAAGACUGAUCAAGUUAUCCAAGCCUUAGUUGCUCUUGUCAAUGAUCCCGAACCAGAGCACCCGCUGCGCGCAGAACUUGCCGAAGAAUUCCUCAAAGACAGAAAGAAGUUUACAAAAAAUGCAGAGGAGUCUACUAAGAAACAUAGCGAGAAGCGGCCUUCGGACUAAAGUUCAUUGAUUAGUCGGUUGUAGCAUGGAUUAACAGCAGUGGACAAGUCAUAUUGCUAUUUACUGAUUUACCUCCCAUUUAUUUAUAUUAUUUACUAAGUUUUCCUGUCCCUGUUAUGUUACCCUGAGAACUUGCAUUUUGUAGUUGUUAAUAAUACUGUGUCAUUAACUUAUUUAAGCCACAAGUCAUUCAUUUGAGAAGAUAGCCUUAUUAAAAGUAUGUUUAUAUGACAAUAUGCAACAUACCAAGUAUGCAUUUCAGUAGCACUGCUGUUAAUUCAGCUACAUCUUAUCUUCUAGCAUUAUAAUAGCUUUUCACUACUAUGUUGCUUGUAAUAACUAUUGUGCACAGAUUUAUAAACACUAAGCAAUUAGUGAAGCAAUGGAAGAGAUGAAAGCUUAAACUUAAUGCUUAGUCUUAAAUUAGAGGUUUGGAAUUGUAUUUUAUAAGUCAGGUAACUGGAAAAUUUAUAAUUUAUUCAAUACUUUUAUAUUAUCUCUCAAAAUAAUUAUUGUGGUCGGUUGACCUAGACAAUAAAUCAAAUUUUUCGUAUUAUUUUGGAUUUUGUGGAUCUUAUGCUUGAUGUCUGAUGUAAAGAAAUAUGCAAGUGUUAUGAUCCUAUCAGGAUUUGUAUACAUGUAAAUAUUUGCAUUAGAUGGAAAGAAUAAAAGAAUUGAAGCCAGAGAAUUGAGCGAACAAAAGUUAAAUGUUAGAGCUGUUUUCUUGAUAGUAAUAUGCAUUUUAAAUGAUAUUGAUCAAUGUUACUGAGAUGGCUUUGUUGGUUUUUUAUAUUUCUAACCUGUCUUUUGGAAAACCUUAGGAAAAUUGGUUGAUUUUGAGGAAUGCAGCUACCACUUGUCUCAACUGUUGUGUAGUGUCUCUACUGCAUUGUGUAAUAUUGUUGGUACUAAAUGUUAAAUGUGAAUUUGAUAGUGAUCAGUCCUUAACAUGUAUUAGAAUAUUUUUUAAGUUGAUAUGUUACUGGGUUACUACAACAGGUGUGCUGAUCAGUUCAGUGAGAACUUUAAAUAUAUAUUUUUUCC